UCAAACCAUAUAUUUUGUACGGUCUGAUGUGGUGCGAGCAUGAACACUCCUAGUUUGAGCUCAGAUAUUACAAAAUGGCUCCUAUGUAAUUUGUAUACUUAUUAUCACAGUCUCAAAUAAUGGAAUGGCAAGGCGUGGAUUCCUCAAACAACUCUCCGGUGACCUCUCUUUCGUUGACUCCACACCCUUCGCCAAGCUCCUGGAUUCUUGCGCCAGCUCCAAGUCCGCUCGCCAUACACGUCGUGUACAUGCCCGAAUCAUCAAAACUCAAUUUUCCUUUGAAAUUUUUAUUCAGAAUAGGCUCAUUGAUGUGUAUGCAAAAUGUGGCUGUUUAAAUGAAGCUCGCAAAGUGUUCGAUAAAAUGCCUCACAGAAACAUUUUUACUGGGAACUCUAUUAUAUGUGCGUUAACAAAGUCUGGUUUUUUUGAUGAGGCUGUCCGGAUUUUUGACUCCAUGCCUGAUCAUGAUCAAUGCACAUGGAAUUCUUUGCUUUCGGGAUUUUCCCAACAUGACCGAUAUGAAGAAGCAGUUGAAUGUGUUAUUAAUAUGCAAAGACAGGAUUUUGUGUUGAAUGAUUACUCGUUUGGUAGUGCUCUUAGUGCUUGUGCAGGGUUAAGAGAUUUGAAAAUGGGUAUUCAAAUCCAUGCUUUGAUAUCAAAGUCUCCUUACUCUUCUGAUGUUUAUAUGGGGUCUGCUCUUAUUGAUAUGUACUCUAAAUGUGGGAGUGUGAUUUUGGCACAAAUGGUUUUUAAUUGGAUGCAAGAACGAAAUAUUGUAUCUUGGAAUAGCUUAAUUAGUUGUUAUGAGCAGAAUGGUCCUGCAAGUGAAGCACUUGAAGUUUUCCUGAAAAUGAUGGGUUGUAGUAGAAUUGAGCCAGAUGAGGUUACAUUAGCCAGUGUGGUAAGUGCGUGUGCAAGCUUGUUGGCUAUAAAAGAAGGACUUCAAAUUCAUGCCCGUGUUAUAAAAUGUGAUAAAUUGAGAGAUGAUCUUAUACUAGGAAAUGCAUUGGUUGAUAUGUAUGCGAAAUGUGGUAGAAUCAAUGAAGCUAGAUGGGUUUUUGACAGGAUGCCGAUUAGGAAUGUAGUCUCUGAAACCUCCAUGGUUAGUGGUUAUGCCAAAGCAGCGAGUGUGGAAGCUGCUAGGUUAAUGUUUACAAAGAUGAGUGAGAGGAAUGUUGUUUCUUGGAAUGCACUUAUUUCGGGGUACACUCAGAUUGGGGAAAAUGAAGAAGCACUUUCACUCUUCCUCCUCCUGAAAAGGGAGUCAAUAUGGCCUACGCACUAUACAUUUGGGAAUCUGCUCAACGCUUGUGCAAAUAUCGCUGACUUGCAGCUCGGGAAGCAGGCUCACUCACAUGUGGUGAAGCAUGGAUUUCGGUUCCAAAAUGGUGAAGAGCCUGAUAUUUUCGUAGGGAAUUCUCUAAUAGACAUGUAUAUGAAAUGUGGAUCAAUUGAUGAUGGCUGUCGUGUUUUUGAGAAAAUGUUGGAGAGGGAUCGUAUUUCGUGGAAUGCCAUGAUAGUAGGGUAUGCUCAGAAUGGAUAUGGGACUGAAGCUCUUGAACUAUUCAGGAAAAUGUUGGCAUUGGGGGAAAAGCCUGACCAUGUCACAAUGAUUGGAGUACUGUGUGGAUGUAGCCACGCUGGGCUGGUUGAGGAGGGCCGUCGAUAUUUCUACUCUAUGACCGAAGAGCAUCAUUUGGUUCCAUUGAAGGACCACUAUACAUGUAUCGUUGAUUUACUUGGUCGGGCCGGUCAUCUUGAUGAAGCCAAAAAUCUGAUAGAGACAAUGCCAAUGCAGCCUGAUGCUGUUAUUUGGGGGUCUCUUCUUGGUGCUUGUAAACUUCAUCGUAGUAUUACCUUAGGGAAGUAUGUGGCGGAAAAGCUCCUGGAAAUAGAACCUAUGAACUCUGGACCUUAUGUUCUUCUUUCAAACAUGUAUGCUGAGCUCGGAAGAUGGGGUGAUGUUGUAAAAAUAAGAAAGUUGAUGAAACAACGAGGAGUGAUCAAGCAGCCGGGUUGUAGUUGGAUUGAGGUAAAGGGUCAUGUACAUGUUUUCUUAGUGAAAGAUAAAAGGCAUCCUAAAAGGAAGGAAAUAUAUACACUUCUUAUGUCACUUACGAAACAGAUGAAGAGAGCUGGAUAUGCCCCACAUUCAUGUGAUAACGAGGUUUAUGAAGAACAGAGUGACUCUGAAGUUGAGCAUACCUCAUUCUACAUAAUGGGUAUGCCACAAGAUGUUGCUGCUGCUAUAUAAUUUCUAGUUAGUUAUUAUCUAAAUAUUCUCUAAAUGCUAAAGCCUCCAUUAAUAACCAGACAGUUAUUUCUGUUAUAUUCAAGGCUUCAGUUUGGAGUUUGUGUUGCUGUCUUAUGUUGCCACAUCAGCAUUUCACCUUUUAACUAACCUAUUGGUAAUAUAACAUCUGUUCAUAAGAACUGGUUGUUAGUUUUUGUGUUUCUAGAGAGUGAAAACCGAAUCGAUUUGAGAGGAUUUUUGAGUUUGUAAUUUGAGUUCUUUGGAGGGUGUAUCACAUCUGUUCUAAUACUGAAAAUUAGAGAUAAAAUCCCUUCCAUGGAUGUAGUUUUCUCAUACCGAAAAUUCCAAACCAAGUAGUUGUUUUCUUCUCUUUGUUUCUCUAGUUCUCUGUGCUUUGCUUGUUGAUUGGUUUAUAAUAGCAAGAUUUUUGCUUAUGUUGUUCUUCACAAUUUGUAUUAUAUUGUUGUUCUAUUCAAUUUUAAAUGAACAGUAUUACUAUCAA
Cannabis sativa is the source of this 2756-nucleotide messenger RNA. RefSeq names its product pentatricopeptide repeat-containing protein At2g13600. Gene Ontology annotation, molecular function: protein binding; RNA binding. The coding region runs from base 125 to 2254 and encodes 709 amino acids. The transcript has a single exon. The record is from RefSeq and is a predicted model, not a curated record. NCBI's taxonomy places the organism in Eukaryota, Viridiplantae, Streptophyta, Magnoliopsida, Rosales, Cannabaceae. Gene Ontology annotation, biological process: RNA modification.